AUGAGGGCAGCACUCAGACUCCUCGCCUCCGUCCAGCGGAGCACCCAAUUCCUCGAGACUGGUGCUCCCACCGGCCUGACAGGUCUUCUCACACACUCCAGCCCGCGAACCACACUCCUCUUCCUCUACCACGACACUCUCGACAGGUUAAAAGCGCUUCCAGAACAUAGCUUAUAUCGACAAUCUACAGAAGCGCUGACGAAACACCGCCUAAAGAUUCUAGAAGAGACCAAGCCACAAGGCCUGGAAGAAUGGCAGAAGCGUGUGGCAUCGGUUGCGGAAGGCAACACGGACGCCUUCAAGAAGUUUCCAACCUUGUCAGGAGAUGGCUACAACAUCGGCCCAGCGCAACCAGAAGGUCUAAGGUCAGCAGAGGAGAGGGCAAACCAACAUAUUGCGCUUUCAGCCGACCCGAUCACGGAUCGCGCAAAUGUGCCGAGAAUAGAGGGUGAGCCGUCACUUACGGCAGCGCAGAUCAACGAGAUUGAGGCGAAGAUCGGUGCGGGAUUGAUUGAGGAGGUCAUCCAGGUUGCUGAGGGCGAGCAUGAACUUGUCAGGACACUGGCAGAGGCGCAAGUUUGGGAGGACCUUGAGGAAAAGCCACAGCCAGGCCAGUGGAAGUACCAUGAACGGGACACCCAUACUGGCAAGACCCAGGCACCAUAA
Messenger RNA from Pseudocercospora fijiensis CIRAD86, 666 nucleotides. RefSeq lists its product as uncharacterized. The transcript is spliced from 3 exons. The record is from RefSeq and is a predicted model, not a curated record. NCBI's taxonomy places the organism in Eukaryota, Fungi, Ascomycota, Dothideomycetes, Mycosphaerellales, Mycosphaerellaceae. Gene Ontology annotation, biological process: respiratory electron transport chain. Bases 1 to 666 code for a protein of 221 amino acids.